UUUUGAGCAAAAGAGAAACCCUGAUUCUUCUUCGCAUUGGGUCGCGAGCUCUGGUUCUGCUGUCAUACUUUCGCAAAUUCGAUUUGCAGGUAGCUGUGUCACACACAGGUCUCAUUUUCUUCCUCCAGGUCUAUCAACUCUGGAGCAGAUGGUUCUAUGCCUGUUGCUGAGAAUCACAUAUUAAGGUAGGCCAUCUUGGACAUGGGAAUCCAGAAACUGUUAUGGGAAGUGGCAAAGAAAUCAUUCGCUGGAGGUAUCAUAGGGCUUACCAUUUCAGAUAGAUGUUGUAGCGUUGUUCCGGUGAGAGGAGAUUCCAUGUCUCCGACAAUGAAUCCCCAGAAAAAUUCUUUUUUAGAUGAUUAUGUACUUGUGGACAAAUUUUGCCUCAAGGAUUACAAGUUUGCGCGUGGUGAUGUUGUAGUGUUCAGCUCUCCGACAAAUUUUAGGGAUAGAUACAUAAAGAGGAUAGUGGGAAUGCCUGGCGAAUGGAUAAGUAGUUCUCGGGAUGUGAUCAGAGUCCCAGAAGGUCAUUGUUGGGUAGAAGGAGAUAACAAAUAUUCCAGUUUAGACUCACGAACCUUUGGCCCUAUUCCUUUGGGUUUAAUUCGAGGACGGGUCACCCGUGUGGUGUGGCCUCCUCAAAGAGUAAGCAAGAUUGGUCGAUAAAGCUAAUUGAGAAGAAGAAGGAGAAUGAGAAGGACUCCUCCUCGUUCACAAAUUUGUCUGGUGUCUCAAUUGGGAUCUAGUCAGAAUCCAAAAUUCGUCUACAUUGUUCCUCAAGAUUCUUUAAUGAGGAACUCUCAAAAUUCACAUUUUUCUCUUAAAAAGUUACAUAUAUAUUUUCAAUCUCAAAUCAGAAUUAAAGUCAUCACGUCUCAAUGAUAACAAACAAAUGAACACAUUCUUGUAUUGGAACAAUGGUUUUAGCUCA
Molecule: messenger RNA, 931 nt
Organism: Camelina sativa (false flax)
Lineage: Eukaryota; Viridiplantae; Streptophyta; Magnoliopsida; Brassicales; Brassicaceae
Product: mitochondrial inner membrane protease subunit 2
Cellular component (GO): mitochondrial inner membrane peptidase complex; membrane
Molecular function (GO): serine-type endopeptidase activity
Source: RefSeq, a predicted model, not a curated record